CUAACACAUCAACCUCAACAUCAACCUCAACCCACCGAGCAACUCGAGAUGGCAGGAGAGGUUCGAUCCACGGGCUUCAACUUCUGCAAAAGGGAUGAAAUGCGUUCAUCUGUGCGCUAAAUGAACAGCCAUAUCAAUGCUGAAUACUAAAACACCUCGGUCCACCCAACACUCUUUAUGACCGUCCUGCUCAUAUCACGCGGAGCUCGUCGAAGAUCACACUCGUUUACAUCCUAAAUCUAGGGCUGUCUGAUGACUUGGUAUGACAGAGACUCAAGCUGAUUCCGAGGGCAAGCUGAGACCAUCUACACGAUGGAUUCCGUUCAAGAAACGCUGGAAGCUGUCCAGAAGGUGCUACAACCAUACACCAGGCCUCGCGAGGAAGUCGCCCAUAUCAGACGGAUCUUGACACUUCACCUCAGUUCGGGCUUGAAAGACGGAGCAUCACUAACAGAACCGUUGUCUCUCACCGAAUCAAGUGAACUACCCUCCUAUCCACAAGACAUAAGAGGUCCGUAUAGGGAAUACCUCGAAGCAUUGAGCGCGAACAUCAAAGCCCGUAAAGAAUACCAGACACUCUCACAAAAGCGCAGUCAUCACGAGGUUCCUAUCCCUAAACCAACAGAAACUCAGCCUAACUGUCUCCUCAACCAUCUUGCCAGCCUCAAAAUCCAAAAGAAGCAAGAAAAACUCCGAGUUGUGGAAAAGACUCUUGACCUCUUGAGGCAAAAGCCGGCCGCAUUACCAGACUUCCUAAACCACCAAAGAAUCUUCAGAGGUUGCAGACCUCUUCCGGAAGUUCCAACCGAGGUCGUCAACUCUCUAGCGCUGGAACAGGCGUCCGAGAACAUCACUGCGUCCAACAGUGUCCAACUCAAGGACCUAAUAGACACCCUAGAGCACCGGACUUUCCGAACAAAACUAUCGCUCAAACAGGAAGAAACCCUUCUCGAAAACGCCAAAUCCCUCCCUUUCGCCGUCCAACCGGAAGACAUCAGUCCAGAAGCAAAGCUCCAGGCACUGAACGCUACCCGUACCGAACUGAUCAACUGGAUCGAGACCGAACUAGGAAAAGCAUCAGGAGACGGAAGAGACGGAGGAGGAGGAGAAACCGCUGGACAAGAUGCCCUUCAAACCAAACGAGACCGAGAGCUCGCAGACAAAACCAACCUCCUCAACCAACAACUCGCCAGCAUCAAAGACAAGUACACCAAGUAUCUCCAUGAACGCAAAGCUCUCCUAGAGCUGAUCACCACCCAACUUCACACCCUACCAUCCCUCAACUUCCCUGCCAUCACUGCCUCCUCCUCCUUCCUCCCCACGGUGGUGGCAUCCCCUGAACGACCCUCCUCAAUACAACAAGCAGCAGCAGAGGCGUCAACCCAAGCACAAGCAGCCCCCAACAUAAUCGACCACCUCCUCACCCCAACCCUCACCCACCUCCUCGCCCUCUCCCACGAACACAAAGGUCUCAUAGCCCACAAAGCGCACAUCACUACCCUCCUCUCCAAACAGCUCAAGGAAAACGCCCAAGUGCUGGAUCACCUGGCGGAAGAAAGCCAGUUGCUGCCUGCUCAUGCCAUGGCGGCGGCAGUACAAAAGAGACAUGACCAUGACCCCAACGUCAUGAUGCCAUCGCAUCUAGUCAAACCAUGGGUAUCAGCCGCCGACUCAGCCAAGAUCGCGACGUUUGAGGUGGUGGCGGAGAAAAUCGAGGAAGGGCAGAUGGCACUGGAGGGAUCGAUUCGCAUGCUGGGGGAGGCUGAUCGGUUGUUGGGACGUGAGUCGCAGCAGCAGCAGUCGGUUGGAACGGUUAGUGGGGGAGAGGAGGAGCAGGAGGAUGAUGAUGUGGGUGAGGAAUCGGAUAUCUGGCUUGUUGAGGGGCAGAAAUCGUUGGAAGGGGCAAGGUCAACUGGUGGAUUGGGACUUGGGACAACGCAUGAUGAGGGUGGCAGAAAGGGGGAGAGGACGACUGGCCACCGUGAGGGAGCGGGGACGAGUAUAUGGGAUGUGCUGGAUGUGGAUAUCUGGUUGGAGAAAUCUGGGUAGACGUGGCCAUAAUCGUCCAAGUGGUGCUGCUGCGGAUAUUACGGAAGACAACUGGUGGGCAAAGUGAAAG
Molecule: messenger RNA, 2119 nt
Organism: Neurospora tetraspora
Lineage: Eukaryota; Fungi; Ascomycota; Sordariomycetes; Sordariales; Sordariaceae
Exons: 1
Coding region: 313-2049 (578 amino acids)
Source: RefSeq, a predicted model, not a curated record